Lymnaea stagnalis (great pond snail) is the source of this 5456-nucleotide messenger RNA. Lineage: Eukaryota; Metazoa; Mollusca; Gastropoda; Lymnaeidae. The record is from the annotation of a GenBank genome assembly.
AGAUGAUAAAAACAGACUAACAAAUAAAAAAACUCAAAUAAAAUUGGAGACCGUUGUGUCCGUAUAUUGAACGAGGCAAAACCCCUUCCCACAUCAGUUUAAAAAAAAAACAAAACAACACCAUGAGUUACAUGUUGUCUACACUGUCAUCCAAAAAGGAAGUUGAUAAGGUUAUCAGAGAAACCGAAGAUGUAGUGCUGGUCUUAAGAUUUGGUCGGGAAACUGACACUAGUUGUCUUCAGAUUGAUAAUAUUGUAAGUUGAAAAACAAUUUUGAAGUUAGUCCUGGCUAUCGGCUAUAAAUAUAGUAAUAGUAUCAUAUAUGUAAGUCUAUUUAGUUAGUACUAUUACUUCGAGGGUAAUCCCUUAUUUUAAAAGUUAAGUAAUUUAUAAGAAUAAGACUAUUUGACUUAUGGUAUAAUUAUGAAAGAUAAUAAUAAGUUGCGACAAUGACAAAGUAAAGUGUCACAAAGUAUUAGAUUGGCAUUAGCCUAAUGCUUAGCUGAUGAUUAGCUUCACCAUUUACGCUGACAUUGGCAAUAAAUAAAUGAAAAAAACAUCCAAAUCCAAAUAGUAAUUACCGGGUACAAGUAAGUAGUCUACCACUUCAGACUCAGUGUUAAAUGGUUUUAUUUUUAUAUUUGCAGUUUGCACAUGGCAAACUCUUUAAAUGCUACUUUAAUCUAUCAUUUAAGAAUGAAAUGCUGUUCGUUGUUUUAUAUUUAAUUGCAUUGAGAAUGUCUCCUGAAAAUUUGGUAGUAUUAUCUUUUAAAAUAAAGACAAAGAAGUUGCGGGCAAAAUAAGACAGAAAUUUGGAAAGUCAGUUAUAAGUUUUCACAGUUAAAAUUUAACUUAAAUACAAAGAUAAAAAAGGGGAUUUAAAGAAUUCACAAAAAUCAUACUCCACUUCUAUAAAAGCUAGCUAGAAAGAUGAAAUUGGUGUUUUUAUAAAGCUUUUAGCUAGCACUUUAAAAUUAUGUAUCAUAUAUGGCAAAAGGACAAUAUUUUAAAAAAUCUGUUAAAGUACCUCAAAUGGAGUUUGAGUUUAUCAUAGUUUUCCCCCCACACCCAUGGUAAUAAUGAAGGGAAUAAUAAGUGAUAAAAGCGUGGCUGGUACAAACUGUCUAUUCCAUUUGCGCUUCACGGGUAUUCACAUAUUUUCUACAUUCUGUGUUACACAGACAUUUGUCUCAACAAAGUUUUGUUGAUGGACCACGGCCUAGUGUUCGUAGAUUCUGUGUCUUAUCUGAUUUAUGUUUUUAUAACCUGCCCAUCUGCCUAAGAUAAUACUGUGAACCUGGUACAAUAUAUAUAUCUCAAUGCAUUCCUGGAAAGGGAUCAUACGUUGGCCUUACACUUAAUAUGAAAACAGCACCAUCACCAACCUUCUUUCAAUGCCAGCAAAAACCCAGUGGCCCUCUCUCCAUGGUGGUAUUUUCGGUAAAAAAGCCCUUCAGUCUUCAUAAAAGAAAAACACAAUUUUUGAAUAGCCAAUACUGAAGUGUUAGGUUACCAAUAACUAAUUUAAAUAUCAAUUUUAGGUCAUCUCACUGCUUAUAAUAAAAAAUAUGUUUGCAUCUGAUUUGCAUAUACCAUAUUUAUUGGCGUGUAACAUGCACUUUUUAAAGAUAGGGGGAAAAUGAUGUGUGCGUGUUAUACGCCGAUGUAAUUUUAAGGACCCAUAGUGCAUAGCGGCGCGAAUGGUACGUGUUAUACGCCUGUGCGUGUUAUACACCAAUAAAUAUGGUAAUUUAACUAUAACUAACUUUUUUGACAAUUUCAUUCCCACUAAAAAACAACAUAAUUAAUAAUACAUUACAUUGGUAUGGGGCAAGUAACUUAACAGAAACUAUUCGCAAGGAUCAGAACAACCAACUGAGGACAAGUUGCUAUAGACAUUGAUUAUCCAUGAUCUUGAAAAAAAAUAGUGAACUCCAUUCAAACGAAAAGCGAGACUCUGUUCAAAGUAUCAACAUGCACUGAAAAACUUACACAUAUCACUAUUAAUCUCACAACACAACGGUCCUCUAACGCCUUGCUAAAGAUCAAUUAAAAAAACAAACAACAAAGCACAAAGACUUUCAGGACUGAAAAUAAUAUGUGCAAUGUAAUUAAAACAAAUUUCCAUUUAUUUGGAUCAAUUAAAAAAUGUUAUCUUAUCAUUUUUUAUAAUUUCUUAUUUUACAUUUCUUGGUGAGGAGAAAACCAUAGCAAGCUGGGUGACUUCCUAGAUUUGAUAAAUCCUAUAUCCAGCACUGGUUUACAAUUAAUUAAAUUUUCUUCAGUUUUUAAAUACUUUAGAGCCGGGGUGGGCAACUCUUGCCAACUGAAACUUGUGGUGAAUUUGGUUUUACCCAUAAGAACAUAAAAUGUAAAUAAUGUAUGUACAAAUAAAAAUUAUCCUUAAAAUAUUAAAGUUUAUAAAUAUUUCAUAGUAUAUAAUAUUAUGGAACCAGUAAAGCAAGCAAGCAGUUGAAUGUAUGUGCUUACUUUUAUGUUUUUUAGUUAAAAAACUGGUCUAUUUACAGAUAAUUUAAAAUUAAAUUUCCUGCCUACAUUUCUGUACAAAAUAAAGAAUUUAUUUUCAAUUUGCAUAAACUUGGCUUGGUUCAUUAGUCCUCUCUACAAUAAGAUUGAUCAAAAUACAGAUCUCGAAUUAUUGACAUGAAUUUAGAAGAUGAGUUGUGCUUUUAGUACAAGAAUUGAACUAAAAUUUUACAAGCUUGGUAAUGCAAAGGAAUAUGAAAUUUUACAUUGAAUUUUCCUUAUUUCUUCUAUUAAUUUCAAUUAAUCGUAGUUUUCAUGAUUUAUAUAUAUGUAGCGAAUUUUACUUUUCAUUCGCCAUAACUGUGCCAUUUUUUUGAGGCUUAACUUUUAUAGCUAUUUGAAGAAAAAAAAUUAACGGAUUUAUGAUUUAGCAUUCCAGACAUACUCAUCCCCAUCCUGACUGCCCAAUCUUACAUUAUGCCAUUAAAUAUAACAUUGUUAAACAAAUUUAAAUGUUAGAUUAAAUAUUUUAAACAUUUUUCAAACAAAGUAUCUGUAUACUUUCAGCUUUCGAAGACUGCAGACGAAUUAUCAAACAUGGCAGUCAUAUAUCUUGUAGACAUUGAUAAAGUUCCAAUCUACACUCAGUAUUUUGACAUCUCACUUAUUCCUUCAACUAUUUUCUUUUUUAAUGGUCAGCACAUAAAAGUGGAUUGGGGGUAAGCUAUUUCGACUUUUUGUUAAUUAAUACUUCUACUGGGCUUGUCAUAUGGACAAUAAUUCAUAUACUAGUAGUUCAGUGGUUUAUAUUGCAGCAAGCAGGGAAUUGUGCCCUCUGGUGUUUGGGUGUGGAAGGCUAAAUCUGCCUUGGUUGAUCCUUUCCUCCUGGUUAAGGUGUGAAAAUAACAGGGGGCUGUAGGAAGUGAAAUGAGUUUUCCAAUAUUCCAUGGCUAUAGUGUAGUUGAUCCUGUGUGCACAACACCAGGUGGAUAAUGGAGGAGAAAUAAAUGGUAAACCUGUGAUCCAUUUUGUGCACUUUCAACAGAUGAGAAGAACAGCUGCUUAACUUUUCCUUUUCCCCUUACAACUACAAAUGGAACUUCAUUCUGCAAAGGCAAAGGAAACUGAUGUGUGCUCAGCUUGACUGACCUUUCCUUUUUCCUAAGUUAGAUGUGAAAGAGCAGCCUUGUUUCCUUCAAGGUACCUUCAGUGGGCUAUAACAAGCUCUGUGAUGAGCCUCCUGGUAAAACCACUUUAUGGUUUCAGUACAAUGAAUGGAAUAUUGGCUGUUGUCCUAAUUUGAACAAAUUGCAGUAAAUCAAAUACCCGAAUUAUAGUUUAACUUUUCUAUUUACUUCCUAUGGAGUAAACCUUUAAAUCUAUUUUAAAAUUUAUUUACCGGGUAACCUUGUGUGAAGAUGACCUUUUUUGUAUUUGUAUUUGUUUUUCAGAAGUCCAGACCACACCAAAUUUGUUGGCAGCUUUAAGAAUAAGCAAGACUUUAUUGAUGUAGUAGAAGUGAUUUACAGAGGAGCAAUGAAGGGCAGAGUUAUGGUGAGCAGCCCUUUGGAGCCACAGGAUAUCCCAAAAUAUCAUUUAAUUUACAAAGACAUUUGAAACAGCACCAUUCACUUACCGAUAAUUCGUCAUUGUGAAGUAUGACAGAGAGUGAGAAAAGAACUGGAUUUGCAUCUUCUUAUUGAAAGAAAGGCGACCCAACAGUUUGUUCACUGAGAAACAAUAAAUAUUCCACUAGCAGCUGAUGAUUUAAACUUAAACUAAUUACGAUUUACAAAAGUGUUUCCCAACCGUUUCUAUACUCUGCACUCCCUAAGAAUUAUGUAACUAGUCUUGCAUCUCCUACAAAUUGUUUUACUCAUUCUCGCAUCCCUACAAAAGUGACAACACCUUUUAAAAUGAUGGACUUCUAAUUUACUUAUUGAAUUGCAAAGAGAACUGAAAAACUUUAAAAAAUAAAGUUGUGACUUAUACUUAUAAUAUAAAGGAAAAUAUUAAUGAAGAAAUUUCCUCCCCUGGGGCUCCGGUCGACAAGUCUGUGGUGGUUUGCCGAUUAGGAGGCGUCGGCCGCCGACCCCCAGGACGUUACCCAGGGAACAAGACCACUGUGGCGCGUCCUGCAUGGGCAGACAAGGGACGUGCUCGGUACCUGCCAUAAAUAAAACAGCACCUACAGGGCUGCCAGCUGUGACAAUUCACAAUUGGAAGUAAAGGCAAAAGCAGGGUAGGAAUCAUGAUUACAUGUUGCCGUUAACGGAUAUGAGGCAAAGGUGAUAACCCCUAGCCGAUGAUUCUUACUAUGCAGCCUUAUAAAGCUGCUUUAAUGCAACCGUUUUGUCCCAGCUACUUGGCAAAUUAGUUGCGUCGUGGAAACCCACUGUAGAAACCCUCUUAAAGGGCGUCCAACGCUUACCCGAAAUGGGUGGGGGAAGACAUUAGGACGUAAAUUUACCAUCCCAACUCCUAAGAAAGUGAAUCGUGUGCAUUGUUCGCAAACACAGUGUCGGACCGACCGGGUGUCUUUGGGUUGGGGCCGCCCCCAGCGGAACCCAAUAGGGCGCACUCGGAUGGGGGCUGUCCUGGCAAAGAGACAUCUCCAAUAGCUUGAGUGUAAUGGUACCCGGGUGCAAAUGGCAGCGCUGCGUGUCUGGGUCCAUUUUGACUCAGUGUUAUUCGGAUGUCAUGUGGUAGUUUAUUUUAGUUAACUGAAGAAUUAAGUUUACACAAACAUAUAGUCCAUUAAAUUCUCUUUCAUUUCAAUAAAGUUUUAAAUAGUAUUUUAAUCCCAACCUCUCACUUAUGGUACCAGGUGCAAAUAGCCACUUCGUUUUAAAAAAAAUAUGUCAGUAUGGUGGUGGUUGAGACCUGUUUAGGUGAAUGUAACUGGCAGUGUCAUUUAAAAAACAUUUAACUGGCAGUGUUCUAUAAGCCUCUGCAGUAGCUACAAGAAUG